AUGCUGGAGAGCGAGGAGCUGAGCAGGAUCGGGGGCAGUGAGGACCAGGACGAGCUGCAUUACCAGGAUACCGACUCGGAUGUGCCGGAGCAGCGGGACGGCAGGUGCAAAGUCAAGUGGACGCAGGAGGAGGAUGAGCAGCUGAAGAUGCUAGUGAGACAUUACGGGCAGAAUGACUGGAAGUUCCUGGCCAGUCACUUCCCUAACCGCAGCGAUCAGCAGUGUCAGUACCGGUGGCUGAGGGUGCUGAAUCCAGACUUGGUGAAGGGCCCUUGGACCAAAGAGGAGGACCAAAAGGUAAUUGAACUGGUCAAAAAAUAUGGCACCAAACAAUGGACCCUGAUAGCCAAGCACCUGAAAGGGCGAUUAGGGAAGCAGUGCCGAGAACGCUGGCAUAAUCACCUGAACCCUGAGGUGAAGAAGUCCUCGUGGACAGAGGAGGAGGAUCGCAUCAUUUUUGAGGCCCACAAGGUCCUGGGGAAUCGCUGGGCAGAGAUUGCCAAGCUGCUGCCUGGGAGGACCGACAAUGCUGUGAAGAAUCACUGGAACUCCACCAUCAAGCGGAAGGUGGACACAGGAGGCUUCCUCAAUGAAGCUAAGGAGUCCAAGUCACUCUACUUACUCGUGGAGGUGGAUGACAAGGAGACCCAAAGCCAAACGAGAGCUGGAAGCCAGACCGUGCUGCCGAACUGGCCAGUCGAUAUCUCUGAAAUAAAGGAAGAGGAUGUCAGCGAUGAGGAACCAGGUGAUGCGGUGCCCGAGGAUGCCUCUUCAUUUGUCACAUCACCGUACAAGUGGGUCGUCGAAGCUGCCAACUAUUUGUACCCAACGUCUGUGCCAGCCUUCAAUGAAGCUCUGGACAUGAUUGAAUCUGACCCAGACGGGUGGUGUGAUCUGACCCAGUUUGACCUGCCAGAGGAACCCUCCGCCGGCAGCAGCAGUAGCAGCAGCAGCCCGGAAAGGCAAACCCCCAGCAAGCCAGCACCGUCCCUGCCCAAUGUGACCGAGUACCGCCUGGACGGCCACACCAUCUCCGACCUGAGCAAGAGCAGCAAAGGGGAGCUCAUCCCCAUCUCUCCGCACGCAGAGGUGAGCUUUGGCACGCCGCCCUCUGUGCUGAAGAGGCAGAAGAAGAGGAAGAUCUCCCUCUCCCCAGUCACAGAGAAUGCCACCAGCACCAGCCUUUCCUUCAUCGACUCCUGCAACAGCAUGACGCCCAAGAGCACCCCUGUCAAGACGCUGCCUUUCUCUCCAUCUCAGUUCUUAAACUUUUGGACCAAACAGGAUACACUAGAACUGGAGAACCCGUCUCUGACCUCCACGCCUGUGUGCAGUCAGAAGGUGAUUGUCACCACCCCUCUGCACAGGGACAAGACCCCUCUGCUCCAGAAGAACUCAGCGUUUGUCACACCAGAUCAGAAAUAUGUGGUGGACAACACUCCUCACACCCCUACACCUUUCAAAAAUGCCCUGGAGAAAUAUGGACCAAUUAGGCCUCUGCCCCAGACUCCUCACUUGGAAGAAGACUUGAAAGAGGUGCUCAGAAGUGAAGCUGGCAUCGAACUUAUCAUAGAGGACGAUGUGAAGCCUGAGAAACAGAAGAGGAAACAAGGGUUGCGCAGGAGUCCCAUCAAGAAGGUCCGGAAGUCUCUGGCCCUGGAUAUUGUGGAUGAAGAUAUGACGCAAAAUAUGCCUGCCCUCCCCAAGACUGUCUCUUUCAAAAGAGCCCAGCCUGUCAACUUCCUGUCGAGGUCCCUGAACCUUUCCUCCUCGAGCAGGAAGAAUGACAGCGGUUUGCUCAACAGAGCCUUUGUGCAAGUGCAGCCAGAGAAAAUGUCCUACAGGAAAAUGCCAAGCCAUUUCAGACCACCAGCACCGAUGACCAGGGCUUGGAAAGCGGUGGCCUGUGGUGGAACCCAAGACCAACUCUUCAUGCAGGAGAAAGCUCGACAGUUUUUGGGCAUGUUGAAACAGAGUCACACAUCAAGGACCUUAAUCUUAUCAUGAAGGAUUGCUCUGCUUUUUUUAUUUUAUUUUUAAAUUUUUUUUAUCAGUGGAGGAGAGAGGGAACCACAGGAAAAAAUACGCUCUCCCCAGCCAUAGUGGGUGGGGGUGGAUCUUUUUCCUUCUGUUCCCAGGUAGAUCUAUAUUGUAAUAACUUGGGCUAACUGCUGGCUACUGUGUGGAAUGCAAGUUUCGGGAUCAUUUACAGAAAGGCAAAUGAGGGAGGGUCGGAGAGCUGACAGCAAGACCUCUCUCUGCAAGACCUGGGUUCUGCAA
Opisthocomus hoazin is the source of this 2280-nucleotide messenger RNA. The record is from RefSeq and is a predicted model, not a curated record. Lineage: Eukaryota; Metazoa; Chordata; Aves; Opisthocomiformes; Opisthocomidae.